AUGCUCUCCUCUACCGGGACUGCAGCAUUCUUUAGCUGCUUGUUCUUCGGAGCUGUCACAGCUCGUCACGCACAAUGUACCGAUAAAUUUUUCAAUUCUAUCCUUCCUGAGGGUGCAUCCAUCAUUGAAGCUGCCAAAAUCCCCGCCGGGGGUAGUUUUGGCCAAGGCACCGCCGAUACCGCAUACCCUACCAAUGCCACCAAUUUACCCGCCUCGUGUGGGAUCAUUGUCAACGUGACAUCUUCGCCAGUAUCUGCCUAUACAUUUGGUUUGAUUCUGCCCGAUAAUUGGAACCAACGGUUUAUGGCUGUGGGGAACGGUGGUUUCGCGGGUGGAAUCAAUUGGGCCUCCAUGAACAGUCUUAUCCCAUACGGAUUUGCGACCAUGUCCACCAACACCGGCCACAACUCCACAGUUCAGAACAUGAACUGGGCCUUGAAUAAUGAUGAAUCUAAGAAGGACUGGGGCUACCGUGCAUUGCAUGGCUCCACCGUGAUUGCCAAGCAAGUCACGGCCGCUUACUACAAGGACAAAAUCUCAUACUCCUACUACGCUGGCUGCUCGACAGGCGGCAAGCAGGGAAUGAAGGAAGUCCAGCGCUUCCCAGAAGAUUUUGAUGGUGUUGUCGUCGGGCCUCCUGCUUGGUGGUCUACGCGCCAACAGGGCUGGCAAAUGCGAAUCAGUAUGAUCAAUCUACCGGAGAAUGCCACACACUACAUCCACCCAGAUCUGUUCCCAAUCAUUGGUCAAGAGGUCAUGCGACAAUGCGAUAAAUCCGACGGCAUCGAAGAUGGGAUUAUCACGGACCCCAAGAGUUGCAACUUUUACGCAGAUGCUCUGCUCUGUACGUCCAGCAGCAACCGAUCCGCGUGUCUUACUGCGCCCCAGAUCCGCACUCUGGAAGCUCUAUACAGACCUCUUGCCGACGUGAAUGACACAUGGAUCUAUCCGAACUUCGGUCUCGGAUCCGAGGACCAAAUGAGCAGCUCCUUUGGAAGCGUCGGAACAAAUGCCCCCAGCCUUUUCGGUACAGAAUACUUCGCCAACUACGUCCUAAACGACGCAAACUGGGACUGGCGCAACUUCGACUAUAGCAUUAUUGAGCUUGCCGAUGCUCUGAAUCCUGGCGAUACCAACGCAGACAACUUUGACCUGUCUGAGUUUCGUGCCCGCGGUGGUAAAUUGCUUCAUUAUCACGGUCUUGCAGAUGGUCUCAUCCCUCCUGGAGCAAGUGAAUACCUCUAUCAACAAUACCUCUUCACGAUGACGGAGAAGAAUCUUCCUUUGAAUGAUUUUUACCGAUUCUUCUUGAUUCCCGGUAUGCAGCAUUGUUCUGGAUCGGUCAAUGAUGCCCCUUGGUACAUUGGUGGUUUCCAGAGCCUGAAUGAUACAGUGGGAGUUCCUGGCUACCAGGACCGAGAGCAUGAUGUUGUUCGCGCGCUGAUGGACUGGACCGAGAACGGUGUUCCUGUUGACAAGAUUGUUGCGACAAAAUUUAAGGACGAUGACCCGUCCGAAGGCGUGGUGCGACAACGACCCCUUUGCCCAUAUCCAAAGAAGGCUGUUUAUAAAGGCAAGGGGGAUCUGGAUGAUUCAACCAGCUGGGACUGUCAGAUGUAA
Molecule: messenger RNA, 1620 nt
Organism: Penicillium odoratum
Lineage: Eukaryota; Fungi; Ascomycota; Eurotiomycetes; Eurotiales; Aspergillaceae
Product: ferulic acid Esterase/Feruloyl esterase
Exons: 1
Coding region: 1-1620 (539 amino acids)
Source: RefSeq, a predicted model, not a curated record